Molecule: messenger RNA, 426 nt
Organism: Impatiens glandulifera
Lineage: Eukaryota; Viridiplantae; Streptophyta; Magnoliopsida; Ericales; Balsaminaceae
Product: protein nemuri-like
Exons: 1
Coding region: 1-426 (141 amino acids)
Source: RefSeq, a predicted model, not a curated record
AUGAGAAGAACAGAUGCUGAAAGACUAGAGUAUGUCGACUCCAUUGCAAGGAAAUUUCAAGCUGAAGAGAAUGCUAAAGUUGAUGCUAAGAAAGAGCAGAACACUAUAACUCAAGGCGAGGUUGUAAGAGACAGAAGAGGUCACGGUGUAGCAAUCGGUACCAGAUCUAAGCGAAUGCCAACUAAUGAUGAAAACCCAAGGCCAACUAAAAGAGGCGGAGGUCGUAGAGGUGGUGAUCGCGGAGGUCGCAGCGGUGGUGAUCGCAGAGACCGAAGUUCGGGCAGCGGUCGUGGUGGGCGAACUGGUGGAAGUGGUCAUGGUGGACGCUGUCUUCCUCCGUUCCAAAACCUGCUAACUGGUGAGGGGGUGAGCGGUGAAGGAUUCACCUAUCCAAUUGAUCCUCAAGUAAAAAGGGAUGGCCAAUAA